AUGGGCUGCAAUAUUUCUAACAGGGUCGCUGUCGCACAGCUGUCUUCUGAGGAGCUACAGAACAACCAGGACGCAAAAAGCCAGACUAAAAAUGACAGCAUUGCUGGAACAGAGGCUGUGCCCUCACAGGAUGGGCAGCUUGGCCAACAGGCACUUCAAAGGAUGGAGCCAAAACUUGAAGAUGAGACCAGUGAGGGAGACUCCCCUGAAGAACUACCAGAAAGAUUUACAUCUUCUCAGAAAAGCAGCAAUGCACAAAGCACAGAUGCACCGCUCACCAGUGAGUUCACCGGUAAAUCAUGGCCCUUACAGGAAACAGAAAGGCAAAAAUCAUCAGACGUUCUUGAGGAGCUGAGGAUGCAGGGAAUAAUCAAGAGCCAAAGUACCACUGGCAGCACUGGAGAAGCGUAUGAAAACAAGAGAGAUGCCCUGGAAAAGACACUUUCCAGGGCACCAGCUAGGCUGGAAAAAAUUCAGUUUGGAAACAAGGAAGCAGGUGAUUUUACAGUGAAGGACAUGAAGACUUCUGCUGAAGUGAAAAAACAGGUUAGGGAAGAGGAACUGAACAAAAUGUCACAACACAUCACAUUCUUUCCAGCAACUGCCCACCAAACUAAAGGUAAACAGACUGAAAAGGACUGCCCAAGUUUUUAAAGCCAAGGAGGUACAGACACCCCUCAGCCCUCACCCUUAGAUGGAGAGCCAGGGGUACUGCUAAAGGAAAUAACUGCAGUGGAGGCCACAAACAAUUGUACCGAGGACUCUGUCAUUGAGUCUGAAACUUACAACUGCAUCAAUGAAACAACCUGGAUCUAA
Molecule: messenger RNA, 816 nt
Organism: Pygoscelis adeliae (Adelie penguin)
Lineage: Eukaryota; Metazoa; Chordata; Aves; Sphenisciformes; Spheniscidae
Gene: STMND1
Product: stathmin domain containing 1
Source: RefSeq, a predicted model, not a curated record